Molecule: messenger RNA, 13116 nt
Organism: Spirometra erinaceieuropaei
Lineage: Eukaryota; Metazoa; Platyhelminthes; Cestoda; Diphyllobothriidea; Diphyllobothriidae
Source: the annotation of a GenBank genome assembly
AUGGAAAAAACGUAAGCUAGGAAGCAACAACCGGAUAUAUUUUUAUAUUAAAACACUUGCUGUUUCAACACGCUUACUAUUCUUGAUAAAAUCUUCUUGCGUCGACUGGGCACAUAAGCAGUUGCCUAAGUAAUUCGUCCACAUCGAAAAUAUUUUUUUGUCUACGGCGUCAUAAAAACGAUAAAAUGAGCUACGUGACGUAACUAACCACCUACCUUUUAGCAUGAAGCUGACUUUUCACAACGACAUCUUGUCAGCCGAACCGUGGCAAGGUCGCGUCAUUUUCGUCUUGAAUUUGCAUCUCCAUGGUCACAUAUGUGCCCAUAUGAAUCGACCCACUAAACAGCGCAAGGCUUCCAGCUUUUCGACUUAUCUAGGUUCUGUCAAGACUUAAAAAUAAUAGUUAAUGGUCGCCGGUACGCGUUUUUCGACAAAACUCUUUCUAGCAGGAUUAAUCCUGCAGAAAUAUUUCUAACCUGCACUGGAGCCGAUUUUUUGUAUUCAGGAAUUCACGAUAGCAAGAACCAUCGCCGCCAACCCGCCUCGAUCGUAGCCGAGUCAUCAGAAACGUCGUCUAUCAGGCAUUCUAGAUCCGGCAACCAAAAAUCGUCAGACAAAAAUUAUUUCUAGAUCUGAGUUAGUUAUAUCUGCGGGCGUUUUGACGUGCCUUCUUACUUACGAUGCCAAUUCAGACAGCGGGUCGAGAGCGGGUGUGGCGAGUCAACUCGAGUCAAGAUCUCGAAGUACGUUGUUAGACCGUCAGAUGCGGUGGUUUUUGUUUGGAUCGCCAGCAGGCGAUGCUCCCAAAUGGGAGAGAAGUUUAAUUUUCAUGGUCUGAUCCGUGAACCGAAAUCGUUGUUUUUUCUUUAGACGCAAAUAAUCAAGUAACUUGUUCUUCUGUCAUUUUAGCUGUAUUGUUACCGGACGGAUCUGUCAGUAAAAUUAUAAAUUAAAACAUUGUCUUUCCGCUAAAUUUCAAAGCCAGACCAUAGUCAAUUCCAAAGUAGGCUGAGCGUCUUGUGCGCGAGUUUUAUUCCAAUAUUAUUCCGAAACCGGCUCACGAGUAAUGUUGAGGGACCCCAGCAAAAAUGUACUUUUCUCCCAGUGGGGAAUUGGACGAUUUUCCUCAUGAGACUUUCAACCACCCCUUUCGUCUUUCCGCCGCUCCAUUUCAGGUUAAUUUCCUUUAAGCUAAUGAUAAUGGCAUAAACAGUGAAUUUCGCUUUCUGGAAGAAACUUCCGGCAGGACGAUGACGGAAUAGGCGAGGUUCCAGACGUAAAGUAUCGUCAUCCGCGAAUUGUUUGGUAGUCAUAGAGUGCAGUUAACGGUGCCAAAUUUGUCACAUACACACUAGUUCUGUUUACAGUACGCUCGCAAAGUAGUCCUUGUGGAUAAGUAUUAUGUCGUCUUUAAAUUAAGAAGUCGACUUUCAUUCUCUAAGGAACCGCGCUUUUGUUGGUCGAAUAGAACACCAUAGCAAAAACAAGAUAACGGACAAUCAACCUCCGCUUAUAUCCAUCUCUGUGUUAUGUGGUUUGCCGCAGAGUAUGCGUCUAAUUCACGCUGUCUGUGUCCACGCAUGCCUGUCGAAUCAAUAGGAUGCCCCGAGAAACCUUUGUAGACAUGCAAGUCGAGUUGAUCUCCCCUUAGUUACAACCUUCCGUUUUGGUUAUGCUCUUGAAAAAGAAAGGUAAACAGUAGGAUUCCAGUUCUCAAAUAUUCGAAAAAUUUGGCCGUUUCAGAGUCGCUAACUUACUGCUCAAACCUCGAUAAACUUCGUGGACGCGAAGGCUUUUUGGCCAUUGGAUUUUAUUUGUGUAAUCGAUCUUCAUAGUGUGCGCCUUAUAUGGUUAAAUGACAAAUACACAUUUAAUUGGAUACCAGGACGUGAGAAUUCAGUCGAGAACAUUGAUGUGGCCUUUGAAUAUUUGAAUACUUCUUCUAACAGCAAAACACUACCUAUUUUACGAUCUUUCUGGUUCGGAUGCCAAUAUCAUAUCUAUUCAUGGUUUCGCUAAACAAUAACAUACCCUCCUUCAUAGUAAUCGGUGUUUCGCAGCUUCAUUAUACGCGCCAGACAGGCAUACGGCCAUCCGAUAAGAUUUUAGCAAUCCGACAGAACAUUUUUAUCAGCAGGCGAAUCAACACUUACCUCUAAAAAGUCUAUGCAAAUUUUGAAAUUAUGUAUAGUUGAGGGCGAGUUUUGUAUUUUUGUUUUUUUACAGGAAACUUCGUAAACAACUUACAAGUGAAGUCCCCUCCCCACAGGGUGAUGCUCCAAACAAGCCGCCGAAAUUAUGCGCACCAGGUUAGUUCUUACUGAAGGUACUUCCCCGAUCAAGACCAAAACACCAUCUUCAUCGAAAGAUUUGCCGAAAAAACCAAAGAAAACAGUAAUAUCCUUGUGGGAAUUAUUCGCCGUUGUUGCUCAUGCGUGCUCCAGAUUGAGACCACCCGGGCUUUGGUCUAUGUUCUACUGCUGUUUAAUUGAGCCACGGGUUCCCACUCCGUGUUCUGGUGUCGGUGGGGUUGACAUUAGCGUUAGACGAACUUUAACCGAUCUGUUUUGACUAUGGAAGGAAACACGCGUGCUCCGUUCUGCUGUGGGACUGAUCAGUCUCAUAUACAGCGCCCACGCUGAUGUUACUUAUUUCAUGAUUAGUAGUUUGUGUUUUUUGAAACACAAACCUAGAGAGAAGCGAAAAAAGGAAUGUGUUCAGUCAAUUGCAGAGCAGGAUUUUGACGAAUUUCACUAUGGCGCACUGCCUACCCCAGCGAGCGAGAAUACAGAGGGAAGAACAAUCUAGGUCACAUGCCUAGGUGUCAAUUGUCCAGCAUGCAUCUUUAGUGUUGAACCCUAGGCUAAGCUAUUAGUGCUUCGAAGACAUCUAACUUGAGAAAAUUGGCAGUCGCCGCCUUUCGAGCCGUCGGAAUCCCAGCUCAGCACGACCGACCACCGUUUCGAUCGUCAGUUGUCAUAUCUCAUCCACGUGAACGGAAAUCCGCAACAUGGAUGCGAUUAGUUCCACUGCAUUGAGAACCUCACGGCAUUAUUGAACGAAUAUACGGCGCCUCUAAAUGCCCUUUCAUGUGGUAUUGUAAAAACUCAAAAAGGCUCAAGUUAUUACGUAGAAAAAAAUGGAACGUGACGUUCAGCGCGAGGGGAUGUUUUACGCACUUGGUAAAUCAGUAGACACCAUUUUGUAAAAAUCAGGCGCCUUCGUCCAGCCGCCUUCUUGUCUAGGUAGGUGUUUUUACCUGUCUGCAGUCCCUUCACCAGGAACCGGGGCUACACUCUUCUGGAGAACCACUUAACGGAGUUUGCGCUCAUUCUUGUCGGAAAAUUUUAAUUGGCCUUCGAACUUCUCUUCGACACUUUAAAGUAAGAUAUGUCAGUGAGUUUAUCACUGGGUUUCAAAUCAAGGUACAUUUUUUAGCCAACAGAGCAAUUGCAAUUUCACUUGGGCUUGACUCUUUGCAAUCGAAGUAAUUUACCCAAGCAAAACAGAUACUAUAUUCGCCCAGAUAAACAUGUUGAAAAAGUCGAGUGUGUUUUACGCAGCCCCCCCCCUUGAUUGUUGUUCAGAAAUCCACAUUUAGUCUUAUGGUUCAUAACGGUUCGCCCAGCAAUAGGUCCUGGGAGGAGUAACGUGAUGCGUCGAUUUUGACCUUCGUUAGCGUAACUGACGUUGAAGUUGCCCUAUCAGGCUAAAGGCGAAUUUCUGUGUGAGAAGUUGAUUUAUUUUAGUGUUACAAGAUACCAUACCAGUAGCGCAGGUGCUGGCCGAUUUUCUGCUGCUGUGCGGCUCAGUUGCGCGGAGUUCGGCUCAGCAGUGGGUCCCCCUGCCUCCCCUGUUUUUUCUAGUAGAUACUCCAGUCUAGAGUAUGGUAGUAUGGUAUCUUAUAAGUUUAGACUUGACGCGCAUCAAGCCUCCCAGUUACCAGCCUUGCAUCCACUCACAUAACCGGUACCAACUUAAACUUGUUUAUACUACUUGUAACUUGUUAGUAACCGUUAUUGAUUACUAUUUUUUGACUAGCUGUCAGCGAUUAUGUACAAAACCCCUUUUUUCUCCUUCCCACUAUCAAUGUUUUUUUCCGACGACUUGUAACCAAUAGGGAGUUCAAAGGCGCUCGCCUAUAUUUCUCUUAAUAAACUGAAGCUGAAACUAGAAUAUACUACUAGCUGCCGGUUGGCAGUUAAUGGACAUUAAGCAUUUAUCCCGCUGUGGUUGAUGGACUUCGACCCAAAUAUUCACACAUAAAAUUUCGAUCUGCACCUUUAGACCUUGGUUUAAACUGAUUCUUUCCAAGUUGGCAGUUAAUUUCUGGGGAAAUUAAAAAGCAAAAAAUUGAUUUAUUCUUAGGGCUACGGUUACCAGGCUGGGAUAAUGGUUUGGAUUCAGGGUUGAGGCUAGGGUUAGGGUUUAUGACUUAGGCCUGCGGUUUUCCGGUUAGGGCUUAGUGUUACGGUUUGGGUUAAGCUUACGCAUUACAGGCAUGGCGGUCGUUGGCGUUAGGAUCGUAGUCUUCCCAGGGGCGCAAGUACCAUAUCCUUAAACUUAGUGUUACUUAGUGACCAAAUGCGGAUAAGGUGGUCACGGUUGGCCUAUUCACUGUUCUCAACGGUUAUCAAUUAAUGCCGGUAGCCCUGGCAGUAGGUAUUCCGUAUUAAAUGUGGCAAUUAACAGAAUUUGUAAGCAGAAUGGUAUUACCGACAAAGACAAGGGAGACCGGAAUGGCCAUUUCUGGCUUAUUAGCCGUCGUCAGCCAGCCAUACCCAAACCCGAAGUGUGGAACACCCGAGCCUCGAACUCGCAACCUGUUGGUUUAGAAGUCCACGCCUCUACCCACCGGGCCACGAGCCCGUUGCUCUGUCGAUUUUCGAUCGGGAAUAUACAAUGGUAGGGGGCGCUCACCGAUCGUUCAUACGGAACUCACUCGUUCCGUUGUGCCUUACGGGCUCUCUCUCGAGCCCAACCAGCAGCCGCACAGUGGCGCAUGAUAUAUAGGCAGAAUGGUAUUACUAAGGCUCGGGUGUCCCACACUUCGGGCUUGGGUAUGGCUGAUUGACGACGGCUAAUAAGCCAGAAAUGGCUUACAUAUAUAUUCAAUCAGGAAUGGGCGCACAUCCUUCUAUUGGUUUCACGAAGCAAACAAGCUCCGUAUGUGUGGCAAAGGUCACGAACAGGCAACCGAUUACCUGGCCGAAGUCGGCCAAAUCAUAACAGCAGCGAGAAGGGACGACAGAAGAUGCGGGUAGAUUGACACAGUACUGUUUCGGGCGUAUUGUGGCUUCAUUCAGCCAAUCAUAGUCCUAACUAUUAUGACUUGGCCGACUUUGGCCUGAUAAUUGGUUGCCUGCUCGUGACGUUUGCCACCCAUACGGAGCUUGUUUGUUUCGUGAAGCCAAUAGAUCGGUGUGCGCCUAUUCCUGAUUGAAUAAAUACCCGAUCUGCAGCGACAGACAAUGACAGGUGGCGAGGCACUGAUGAACUUCGGUUCGAUGAAGUGCUUAUGACCCUUCUGGUAGAGCCCAGUGGUGGACCAACUGCGCCAGAUGCGUCUGUGCACAUGUUGUCUGUUUCUGGUCCCAGCUGCUGGUGGUCAGGAUUAUGAUUGGCUGAAUGAAGGCACAAUAUGCCCGAAACAGUACUGUAUCAAUCUACCCGCAUUCUCUGUCGUCCCUCCUUGCUAGAUUAUGACUUGGCCGACUUCGACCUGGUAAUUUGGUUGCCUGUUCGUGACCUUUGCCACACAUACGGAGCUUGUUUGCUUCAUGAAGCCAAUAGAUCGGUGUGCGCCCAUUCCUGAUUGAUAUAUAUAUUUAUUUAUUUAUUUAUCAAGUGAGUAAUUUCAGGAAUUACUCAGUGCAGGACUUGGAGUUAAUCUUCGGGACAUUACUUUUUAGGGUCAGAACCGAAAUAUAUAUAUAUAGUAUGUACUGGAAGAUGGGCAUCCCAAGAAAUAUAAUUCGUAGAAAAAUGAGUCCUUUGGGAAAAUGAACAGAUCGUCGUCAGACGUGUAGAAAGCGUGAAAACCAUUUAAAAUUUAAGUAUGCCCGAUAUAUCGACAUUGCCUUUUAUAUUAUACAUUACUAUUAUAUGUAGUAUUUAUUCAAUGCCAAUGAAGACGCCAUCACUGCUCGUUACCUGAUUGCCUGCUCUCCAGAUGCGCUGGGCCAAAUGAGGGCCAGACUGUUCCCGGAACGCGUUCUUAUUGAUGCGCCGUGUCUGCGCAAACCAGUAAUUAUUGCUGAACAUGCUUUUGGCACGCAUUGCGACAGUUCUGCCGUCGAUUUCAGCGAGGUUCACGGGGUGAAAGCAGGGACGGCGACUUGCGCCUGGAUACCUUUACAUGGUAGUAGACUUGCGCAGCAUCUAUUUCACUCUCCCCCCAACUGGACCGGAAGCGAGGGAGGCCGCAGCUUGCCGACAUGGCACGCAUCCACGCGUACCAUCACACCGCUGGUCCACCAAUAAACACUUGAAUAAUAUUUUUAAAAAACAACAAAUAUUGGAUACACCUGGGAUCCUAGUGGGCGAGACGUGAGCCGGUAACUGGGCCUCCUACUGCACUCCGAAUGCUGGCAUAUGUUGUAGGUACGCAUAUCCCAUAACGCCUGCCCCACUUCGAUUUUGCCCUCAUAAUGGCUCAUCGGGCCUACCACAUGGUCAGUCCUAAGAGUACAAGCGCGCACUACAAGUAGGCUAUCACACAGCGUCACCCGAUUGGCCAUAUCUAGUCACUAGUCCGCAGAGAAUCUCGGAGAGUCAACUGGCGCAUUCUGACACGCUUGAAGCUAUAAGGACGCGCAAAGAGCUGGGAGGUACUAAGUGGGAAGGCUCCCGACGGUACAAUUCGAUCCUCCUCAGAAUUGAGAUUCGAGCCGGAGUAGCUCCUUCUCGUCUUAAUGACACCCUCACACAUGUGAGAUCUGAGAACGCCUAGUAACUUCUGUGGGGGGCAGGUCGUGUGUGGCGCGCGUAGAGAGGCUUUGCAACUUCGUCAGACAUUACGCCUGCGCCAACCUUAGUUGGCCUUUUCAACUGGCCCGCCCCCGUGUGAUAACCCUGCCCGACCUACAAACUUCCGCUCUCUCUAUGGCGUGCCACGGGCGGACGCGAAUGGCCUCUGUACCUCACCGUUGCCGUCGUAGUUGUAGCAAAAUCAGCGUAGUCAUUGGCCUCUCCGCGUCAUUUCAUUGCGGCACCCCGAAGUGGAGCCCGCACUUCUUUACGCGUUGGUGCCGCUUGGCCUUUGAUAGGUUUGUCGUUGGCUGGCAGUCCGUGUUGUAGGGACCGUUCGUCCACCGGUUUCUCACCAUCCGCCGGGCGACUUUUAUGCCCGUUAUCGCGCGACUGUGUCGGAGCAUGUUGACUUUAACCUGCUUUGUGGCCUUUCGCUGCUGGGAGGGCAUUCUUCUUACUCGUUUACCCUAGUUGCCCCGCUUGGACUAAUCUGAUUUUUGUCCGCAUCUACUCUCGCUCGAAUCACGUUUGAUUUCCACCUAUCCUUCCUCCCCCCCCCCUAUCCUGUUGCCUCUUGUCUUUUGGCAGAUCAGUGGAAGUGGCAGUCUGUGAACGCCAUCGCAUCUCGCGACGCCCGCCUUCUCUCCUCCAGGCAGUCCACCGGCAGUCCCACAGCCACCAGCGACCGGACGAAAGGGAAGUUGUCGGCCCGACGACAGCCGAGAGGCCAGACGGAUCAGCCUCGGAAUCCCACACUUCGGCCUGCCGCUAACCCUCCUGUUGCUCCUCUGCCUCAACCAGCGAAACUCGCAUCGGCACCGACUCCGGGGGGGACCACCCUGUCAAAAUAUGCACCACUGCCCGGCAUAGCACGACCCAGCACACAGACUAAACGUAAGCUUGUUUGAGCCUCGACUGAGCAUGCCACCUAUUAAAAUCAGGUACUCAGGUGGCAGUCAUGCUCGAUUACCCCCACCGUAACUUCUGUUGUAGACAACGCCUGAGACUUCAGCGGACGGCACUGUGUGUCCCUAGGUUACAACCCGUCGGCGUAGGCAUGGGCCAUCCGUUCCAGGCAGCACCACGGCUUCCUGGGGGUGGUUAGGACUGACUGAUGACACCUAACAAACUGGAAAUGGCCAUUCAGGUCUCCCACGCCCUUGUCGGUACUACUUAUUUGCAUGUAGUACUGCUCGUAAUGCGACAGCCUACGGGGCUCAAGAUCGAACCCCAAAGAGAAAUGUGACGAGUUUGUUCCUUGUUGCGGCAGGCGGAAUGACCAAGCGGCUAGAGUAAGUGCUCUGAGCGCUACAAACACCAGGUCGAAUCCCAAGUCGUAGGGAGAGAGACAGAAGGGACCUGAAGGAGGGCUUUAUUGUGCCCAAAACCCGGAGUUGUCCUCUCAGGCGGCAGUGGCCACUGGCGAUGCCAGGGCUGGUGUUGACUGCGUCCAGUCAGGCCUGAGAGUCCCGAAGAUAGUGGUGGCAGCCGCUUUUGUAGGCUUGUGGGCGAAGCACAAGUGGUGGCCAGUCAGCGUGUGUUGCAUUUGCCGAGGGGUGGUGGUGUCCAAGUGGCUUAGGUUGCGGUUGCAGGGGGGGGGGGAGCGUUCAAGUGGCCACAUGGGCAGCUGCGGCUGUGCGGACGCCGGUAUGCCCGAGUUGUUGGUCGUGUGACUUCAGGUCAGCGCGUCUGGCACGGCUGGCUUCAAGGGGUGAAUGACCCUGAGACAGCGAGGUCUUGAGCGAUGACGCCAGACCGGUUAUGAUGGCUUCCCGCUACACCCUUAACAUGGACGGUGAGCUGAAAAAAUUCCGAAAAAAGACAAGGGUGACUGAGAUGGCAUUUUCCAGCUUGUUAGCCAUCAUCAGGUAGACCAGUGCGGCUAACGUAAAUGCAUCAAAGCCUAUUUUCUGCCGAAAAAGACCCCAACUAGUGGAAAGGCCGCCUAGACUGUGCGAACAAGUUUUACGGUGGAAUUGCUCCAAUGACUUGUAAUUUGGCAAUGCCUGAUUCCGUAAAUAGAGACAAAUCAGUGGCGCUAACAUGAACAGGGCAUCGGUUGGGUGAGGGACAACAAUCAGAUGUCGGUAGACUCUGGAUCGUGUGUUGAUAUAUGUACUUGUGAAAUCUAGUUAACUAAUGAUGACUGUCAGUUGUACUGAAGAGCGGAGAAACGGAGAUCAAUUGGACACGUGGUAAGGGAGAACAGAUACGUCUGUCAGGUAAUUAUAUUGUUCACAUUUUAUAUUGAACGGAUCUCCAGGUUAAAACCUCAUUCGCACUAAAACAUCCUGAAACUUGGCAAAAGUGUCUUCAUGCCACCAUACAGAGGUUUACCUUCGUGGGCAUAGUUUAUUCUGGUCUGUAUGGAGAAAUGGACCGUUGUAUGUAGAGUAUCUAGGUUCCAUUGGCCGCGUAACUUCGGUAUUUAUUUCCCGAUCAGUCAUGGAAUUAAGGUGUUGUCAGAUCUUUUACUGACCCAUUCGUUCGGCCUUCUCGCAGCUGAAAGUGAACUCACUAGAACCAUGUAUCGUAUGAAUUACCUUCACUGCGCUUUGUUAACAAUCCGCUAAAGCUAGAUUUGAAAAAAAUGACUCCAUUAGUCAAGGGAUCUCUGGAGACGUAUACAAUCCUAUUUGGAUUGGAAUAUUUCAUGCAAUAAUUUCAGUUUCCUGGAUUCAUGACCGCAUGUCAUUCUAGAGACAGUCGAAAGCAUCUUAAGGUAUAUUCCAAGGAAUUGACUUGAUUAUUUCUUUACUUCUCAUUUCACUUCAAGCAGAUGAGAUUUCUCGCUUCCGGAGGCAAGAGUGUAACGGCCUGAUUAGUACGGAUUAGGGUUAAGAAGGCGGGAAUGCCCUUCUUCUAACCGAAGAUUGUCAGCAAUGGUUUGUGGUCCGUCAACAACGUGAGGUGACGGCCAUACAACAGUUUGUGAAACUUCUUGACGGCAAACACCAGGGCUAUAGUCUCUUUCUCUAUCUGCCCUUAGUUCUUCUCCGCAGGAGUUAGCGUGCGAGAUGCAUGCAUGAUCGCCUUUGCAGACCCGUCGGGAAAAGUAUGUGAGAUGACGGCACCAACUCCGUGGUUGAAAGCAUAUGUAGCAACAACGAUCGGCAGCGUCGGGUCGUAGUACGUGAGCAGCAGAUCUGAACUCAGCAUUGACUUUAGUUGGGCAAAGGCCUUUUCACAGUCCGCGAACCAGCACCAGGGAGCAUCCUUCUGCAACGGUCGGUUGAGCGGGGCCCGUACGUCAUGCAUAGAUGGUAAGAAGUCCGCUAUAGUAGCUGAUCAGGCCAAGGAACGAACGAAAUUGCGAUACAUUCUUGGGGACAGGCAUCCCUUGGAUGGCCCGAAUGUUUUCAGGAUCUGGAUGGCGGCCAGUGACGUCAAAAACGAAUCCGAGGUACUUGAUUGAGUCGAGGAAGAAUUGGCACUUGUCGGCCCGCAGGCGGAAGCCAUAUUCUUACACGCGUUCGAGUAUUGUGCACACUCGGUCUUGCAGCUCGGAAGGGGAGCGACCCACGAUGAUGAUGUCGUCCAGGUAACCAGCUGUGCUAGGGAUGCCGGAGAGCAUUGUGUUCGUCGUCUGUUUAAAUAGGGCCGGGGCGGUCUUGACACCGAAGGGCAUUCUGGAACAUUGGAACAGACCGCAGUGGGUGUUAAUGGUCAACAAUUCGCGCGACUCUGGGGCGACCUCGAUCUGCAGACACGCAUCAGUGAGAUCAAACUUGACAAAGCAAGUGCCACCAUUCAGCAGGGUGAAAAAAUCAGCCGGAACCGGCAGUGGAUGGCAGUUCGGCGUCAGUGGGGCAUUGAGACCGGUGGAGAAGUCAGCACCAAUGCGAAUCGAGCCAUUGGGCUUCAUAACCACAACGAUUGGAGCGGCCCAGGCGGAGUAGGGUACAGGAACUAGAACUCCCAGUUCCUCUAGACGCUUCAGUUUAGCCUCGACAAGUGGUAGCGCUGCAUAUGGGACUGGUCGCUUUGAACGGAAGACUGGUUGACUUCCAGGAGACAGAUGUAGCACGGCUUGAGUGUAUGUGCAAUGACCCAGGCUGUCUUGGAACACUGGAGAGCGUAUGCGUACCCGACUCUUGCCCCCAAUACCAACGCGGCAGAGAAUGAGAACGCGACCGGCCACGAAAAUGUGUAUUAGGAAAUUGCAAGUCAAGAUUAGCUGGCAGUAACGCAUAUUUAUAACGCCCUACUGUGGUUCGCCGGCAUUCGGCACAAUGCCCUUAGGGAAGAACAUUCCAGGCGAGCUGGUCGAUAAUUCGAAUACUCAGAUCGAUCAGGCCCGAGAGGAAAAGCCAAUGGAGAGGCGUCACGAUUACGAUGACAGCGCUGUAGAGAAAACGCUCGGGGCGUCCAAUGAUUGGCUAGCUCUUGUUUUUGGGAGUGUAGGCACUCCCAACAGUAACUAAUAGGUCCUGCCGUUAUUUAAGCACUGAAGGUUUUAUUGGUAUUAUAAUAAGAAGACGUUCAUUCUGCCUAUUUGAUAUCUAAACUAUCGCUAACUUGCCAGUCCGAAUUACUCGAAACUUUUCUUUCCACUGUCCCUCAAGGUCAGCCUUCUUUUAGUCCACGGAGUUCUAGACUAGACCUGCAAUGCAAAAUGGGCAAGCAUGUCGCAUACUCCAGCAAGGUAGGCGAGCGUAUAUUCCAGGUCGAUAGGAGUAAGGGUCUGCAAUUUAAUAGUACCACUUAUGACCUACUGCCCAAUGAUCUACGAGUCCGGGUUCUGGUCUCGGGUUGGGCUAUGGCUGACUGACGAUGACUAGUAAGCCAGAAACGCCCGUCCCAGUGAUCUCAGUCUGCUUGUUGCCAGUCGUGCCUCUCUCGGUGAAGGCCCCCAGACACACACGACCAGCCAAAGAUGCCUGUUUUACGGGAAAGGUGGUAAUAGGGCUUUUACGGGCGGGACCUAUGUAUGCAUAGAGGAAUGGCAAAAUAAGUAUGAAUAAUCGAUAAAUUUGUUGGUAGGAUUCCUGUUGGUAGCCCUCCCGGCUAAUUGCUCUACACAUUGCUUACUACAACAUUCGCGUCUAGCACACAACUGCUGCUUCAGUUCCUAACAUACAUGUGACCUUAGUGGCAAUAAAUUAUUAUUUUCGGAAAAUCAGGAACGCUCAACCCAAUCUGGAGCUAGGAUGCAUUCAUUCCGCAGACCGUACUCAGUAUCCACGUUCGUUUUUAUAUCUCUCUUUCAUUUUUCGCCAUAUUUAAUUUUGGCUACGACUUUAGCAGGGGCAUCAAUUCGGGGCAUGCACUAUAAACGUCAUUGACGCCUGCACACAAGUGCCCCAUCCGUAUAUCCCCCAUUACCACCGGUCCCGUAUGACAGGGAGCUGGGCGAUUUCAGUACCGGGAGGGCUACCAACAGGGAUCCUACCAAUUUUUUUUUCGGGCGGAAAAGUUUUAAUGCAUAUAGCAACCGAAAUUAAGGAGGACACUUAAAAAUAAACAGUAGGUGUCUGCAACGAUCGCUUUUCAACUCUCUGAGCUAAGUGCAUUGUAGAUAAUGCACCAGACCGUCUACAACAGAAAACACAACCUUGUACGGUGAAACACCGAAUCGAAAUAAUCUUGUCGGACCUAAAUCUACUUAAAUGAGUAGGUAUUCUUUGUAUGCUGCAGAUGCCUGGGGGCCCUCACCCCAUGCUUACCGCGCUCUCUCGGCAUAGACCGUAAUUUACCUAUGCAGAGGAUUGAAUGGCUUCUUCAAUACUUAAAACACUCGUCAGGAGCAAAACAAUUCAUUCGCUCAAAAGUGAAAAGCUAGGCAUCGAAGGUAUUAUUUGCUUCCGUGACAUUUAACACUCGCAUGUUUUCCUCUCUUUUUGUGCCAAAACAAUGCCAGCGUCCACGAAUGACCGUGUCGAGCAACUGGAUCUCGCUCUACGCCUUCCAGACGGUCUGCGUGUUCAGGUAAGGGCGCACCCACAGGAAAUUCUCUCCAACCUGAUUACCGAGGCCGUUGCCCAUUGGAGACCGUCAAUGCGUCAGGCCUGGGCCCCCAGCUGCCUACGAUGUCUGCUGCCCGCCGACGGUCUCAGUCAACGGGUGAUAGAGGAUCUGAGACAGACGCUAUCUUUUCUCGCCAUCGUAAACCGAUCUCUUCUUAUCCUGCAAACAAUAAACUGA